AUGGCAGUUGGCAAGCUGUCAGAGCAAUCAUCAACCUAUAUGUGGUAUGAUUCUGGUUUAACCGUUGAUGGAAAUAGAAGCACGAACAUUGACCAUAACUCCUGUAGCCAUACAGAAUUAUCUGAUAACGAAUCAUGGUGGAGGGUUGAUCAGGUUUAUUACAUCAUAUCUGUGACAAUGGUCAACCGUGGGAUGGAUCAGUACAGAUAUGUGUGUGGAUUUUAUGGUGGACCUGGAUCACUUGGUGAAUUGGUCACUAUUGACUGCCCACCCUCUACCACUGGACGCUACGUCAAAAUCUCUUUGGUCACCGCUGUAUUGACUCUUUGUGAUGUUGACGUAUUUGUUGUUCCAGAGUAA
Messenger RNA from Saccostrea echinata, 360 nucleotides. RefSeq names its product fucolectin-1-like. NCBI's taxonomy places the organism in Eukaryota, Metazoa, Mollusca, Bivalvia, Ostreida, Ostreidae. The record is from RefSeq and is a predicted model, not a curated record.